AUGACUGACCAGUGUGCUGUUGGCGCUGACGGCAAUCUCAAAGAUGCAUCCGAAAUUGUGUGGCACAACAACCCAGAUGACGAGUGCCCUCUACCUGCCCCUGGUCGCACCACCGAAAAAUCUACUGCCCCAGUGCACCAUUUCUUUACUGGUGCUCGACGUAGCACUCGAGCACCAAGACCUUCGAUGAAAAUUGUCGACCCUGACAAUGUUGCCUCAUCGAGUUCAGCCCGGAGCAAGCGAAAGGCUGUGGACAGUGGUCCAGGGACCAGCCGGCGAGUUGCACGCAAGGUAAUUCCAGCUUCCAGUGCUUCUAGUGAUGAUGCAGGCGAUUUGGAUGGUGAAGAUGAUGCAGAGUGCACAGAGGAUGGUGCGGCAGAGGAUGGUGCGGAGGCUUUGUAUGCACAAACUAAGGCUAUGGGGGAUGCGGAUCGUGAGGCAGGCAAGACUCGUCUCAAAAGCGAACGUACUGCAGACGUUCGCACCAUCUUCAUCAAAAAGGAUGACGGGUCCGAGUCUGGACAUGUUUGCACCAUCUGCGAGCAUCCUGACCACUUUGCUGUUUAUCAAGCACGCUGCAAGAAUCUGCAAAUCCCUAUGCACACAUGA
This is a messenger RNA of Suillus fuscotomentosus, 609 nucleotides long. RefSeq lists its product as uncharacterized. The transcript is spliced from 2 exons. The coding region runs from base 1 to 609 and encodes 202 amino acids. NCBI's taxonomy places the organism in Eukaryota, Fungi, Basidiomycota, Agaricomycetes, Boletales, Suillaceae. The record is from RefSeq and is a predicted model, not a curated record.